GUGCGUGACCAUGUCUGGCCGGGGUAAGGGCGGUAAGGGGCUCGGCAAGGGCGGCGCCAAGCGCCACCGCAAGGUGCUGCGCGACAACAUCCAGGGCAUCACCAAGCCGGCCAUCCGCCGCCUGGCUCGGCGCGGCGGCGUCAAGCGCAUCUCGGGGCUGAUCUACGAGGAGACGCGCGGCGUGCUCAAGGUCUUCCUGGAGAACGUGAUCCGCGACGCCGUCACCUACACGGAGCACGCCAAGAGGAAGACGGUCACGGCCAUGGACGUGGUCUACGCCCUCAAGCGCCAGGGUCGCACUCUCUACGGCUUCGGCGGCAGCAGGAGAACCAACUACGGCGCCCACAGUAGUGAGCCUCUGGAGGAGUUUCUCCGCUCUCCCGCCCGCGGGAGCCCCGGGCCGUGUCCAGGGCGGGUCUGGCGCCCGCGCCAUUUCCUAAAGCCCGCGCGGGACGCGAUUGGCUCCGGGACAACGGCUCCCUGCGCGGCGCGAACAGAGAUCCCACCGAUCCCAUUCCAGCACGGCCUGGAUGUUGGGCAGCACGCCGCCCUGCGCGAUCGUCACCUUGCCCAGCAGCUUGUUGAGCUCCUCGUCGUUGCGGAUGGCGAGCUGCAGGUGGCGGGGGAUGAUGCGCGUCUUCUUGUUGUCGCGGGCCGCGUUGCCCGCCAGCUCCAGGAUCUCGGCCGUCAGCUGUUACUCGGCACUUGGUCGCUGGUAGCGGGAGUUAUGGCGCGCACGAAGCAGACGGCGCGGAAGUCGACGGGCGGCAAGGCGCCCCGCAAGCAGCUGGCCACCAAGGCUGCCCGCAAGAGCGCGCCGGCCACGGGCGGCGUCAAGAAGCCGCACCGCUACCGGCCCGGCACGGUGGCGCUGCGCGAGAUCCGGCGCUACCAGAAGUCCACGGAGCUGCUGAUCCGCAAGCUGCCCUUCCAGCGGCUGGUGCGCGAGAUCGCGCAGGACUUCAAGACCGACCUGCGCUUCCAGAGCUCGGCCGUCAUGGCGCUGCAGGAGGCCAGCGAGGCCUACCUGGUGGGGCUCUUCGAGGACACCAACCUCAGCGGGACUCUCGUCAUGUCUGGCCGGGGCAAGGGCGGCAAGGGGCUCGGCAAGGGCGGCGCCAAGCGCCACCGCAAGGUGCUGCGCGACAAUAUCCAGGGCAUCACCAAGCCGGCCAUCCGCCGCCUGGCUCGGCGCGGCGGUGUCAAGCGCAUCUCGGGGCUGAUCUACGAGGAGACGCGCGGCGUGCUCAAGGUCUUCCUGGAGAACGUGAUCCGCGACGCCGUCACCUACACGGAGCACGCCAAGAGGAAGACGGUCACGGCCAUGGACGUGGUCUACGCCCUCAAGCGCCAGGGUCGCACUCUCUACGGCUUCGGCGGCUAAAGCCUCGCUUACUUGCCGGACUGCCGCCACAAAAACCCCAAAGGCUCUUUUAAGAGCCACCCACUUAUUCCUUGAAAAGAGCUGUAUUACGAUGUUACAAGAUCUAAAUACAAAAAUGAUGCUGUUAAAUCUUUCCUAAGCUGUUAACGUAAUGCUACUAAUGUUUAUGAGAGCUCUCAAAUGUGUCAGUUCGCUGUUAACAGGGAAUUUGUUAAAUGCGGUGGUUCUUUUGAGUUCCAAAUCCUCUUAUAAAAAUUGCUUCGAAUGCUCUUUGAAUAAAUUUGGAUGUGUAUUUUCGCAAUGUCCACCGAUUUAAACAAUUAUGUAAAAUGUUAUUCCAUGACUUGUUUUUAAAUUUUGUAUUAAACAAUUUGAAUGAAUGCUUCGACUUCGGAAGAAUCGGAAAGUUGCGCUGAGGUGAAUGUUUUCUUUCUAGUAUUUCUAUUCCCCUCCCCCCCUCCAUUAUUUCUUGUCUAUGAUACAUUUACUUUUAAAAUAAAAGAGUAAAUCCAA
Molecule: messenger RNA, 1897 nt
Organism: Agelaius phoeniceus (red-winged blackbird)
Lineage: Eukaryota; Metazoa; Chordata; Aves; Passeriformes; Icteridae
Product: histone H4
Cellular component (GO): nucleosome
Molecular function (GO): protein heterodimerization activity; structural constituent of chromatin; DNA binding
Source: RefSeq, a predicted model, not a curated record